AUGUUCCGGACUUGGUGUCUUUAAGCCGCUCUUCCUUCUUUGGUCGUAGCUUUUGAUCAGGUGUGCUCCAGCUUCUCUUCGUUCUCGUGAGUCGUUGGUAAUCUGUGUUUGUCAAGGUCUUUUUGUUGGGUUCGUCUCUUGGAUGGCAAUCUGUUGUGUAGGCAUCUACUUGCUUCCUCUGCAUGGUGUGAGGUAUCAAGACGAAGCAAUGGGUUCGAUCUUCGGCUCUUCUCUUGCGAGGACGUGACCACUCUCUUGCUUUGUAGAUGGUUGAGUUUGGGUACACGAGGGUCCGCGUGCAAGAGCUGCUGAUCCUUUUAGACGUUUUCCCCACUUGGAGUUUCAAGGUUCAACCUUGUGCCUUUCCUCUCUUGGGUUGUCCGUGGUCUUAUUGCAGACGCGGUAGUGGUUGUUAUUGGCUCUAUUUGCGCCUCGGUUGUUGAUUGUUUCCGCCGGUGUUGUUUCUCGUGAGGCUGUGGUUGUGACCUGUGAUGGAUUGUGGUCUUCUCAAGUCUCUGUUUCUGAGUUCAACUCGUGCGUCUUCAGGUUCUUGGUCAUGAUUGGCGACCUGGUGCUGUUAUGGUAUUCGGUUUGAGUUUCCUUGAUCAUUAAGUAUUUCAAGUCAUAAUCCUUUGUUUGUAGUAGUCUCUAGAGUAAUGGUUUUAUUUAUGUUUUUUUAACUUGGGUCUCUGGGAUGUUCGAUUUGUGAACUCUCGGCUUUGGUCUUCGGAAGAGUUGCGACUCUUGUCGACUGUUGGCUUGUAAUGAUGGUACUUCCGUUUAAGUUGAAUGAAAUUCAAAGAUGACAAAAAAAAAAGAAGGUUCGAGAUGGAAAGAAUACUUCUACACACUUCUUCUUUGCCUCUUCUCCAAGCAUCCCCCAAAAAAAAAAUCAAAACUCAUAUAAUCUUCUCCCAGCGAAAAUCUCCGUCGCCUUUCGAUAAAACCCCUUCUACACGUUCGUCGCCCUCGCUAGUUGCUUCUUCAGCAACCUCUCAUGGCGUCCAGGAGACUAUCCAAGUCCACCGCUUCUGCAGCCAUCAGAGCCUAUAACGCUUUCUCCACACCCUCUCUCCUCCUCCGCUCUCGCGCUAUCUCCGCCGCCUCUGCUCACCACUUCACAUCGCGUUCCUCUCCCACCUCCUCUCUUCUCCGGCCAAAUUCCCUCAUCGGAGCUCCCGGAAACGCCGCAAACUCGAUCACUCAUGGCCGACAACUGCUACCUCUCUCUUUCCAAUUCCUUUCUCCGCGCCGCUUCUCCGCCACCGCAGCUCAGACUAAUCAGAACUCGUAUACGGAGAUGGCUUGGGAAGGGAUUCUCAACGCCUUCGACGCGGCUCGCGUCUCUAAGCAGCAGAUCGUGGAGUCUGAGCAUUUGAUGAAAGCUCUCUUGGAGCAGAAAGACGGUCUCGCCAGGAGGAUAUUCGCUAAGGCUGGGAUCGACAAUAGCUCUGUUCUCCAGGCUACUGACGCAUUCAUCUCCACACAGCCUAAGGUUACUGGUGAUACCAGUGGUCAGGUGCUAGGGUCGUCUCUCAGUACUGUGUUGCAAAACGCGGAGAGGUAUAAGAAGGAGUUUCAAGAUGAUUAUGUGUCUGUUGAACACCUUCUGCUGGCGUUUUAUUCGGACAAAAGGUUUGGGCAAGAGUUUUUUAAGAACCUGAAACUUAAAGAGGAGGCCUUGAAGGAAGUUGUUAAAGAGGUCCGCGGUAGUCAACGAGUUACUGAUCAAAAUCCUGAAGGAAAGUAUGAUGCGCUUGAAAAGUAUGGGAAUGAUUUAACUGAGAUGGCCAGACGAGGGAAACUGGAUCCUGUCAUUGGGAGGGAUGAUGAGAUUCGGCGGUGCAUCCAGAUAUUGUGCAGGAGGACGAAAAACAAUCCUGUUAUCAUCGGUGAGCCUGGUGUUGGCAAAACUGCAAUCGCUGAAGGGUUGGCGCAGCGAAUUGUACGAGGGGAUGUCCCUGAACCUCUUAUGAAUAGGAAGUUAAUAUCUCUUGACAUGGGUUCGCUGCUUGCUGGUGCCAAGUUUCGAGGAGAUUUUGAGGAACGGUUGAAAGCAGUACUGAAGGAAGUCACUGCUUCCAAUGGACAGACAAUCUUGUUCAUUGAUGAAAUUCACACUGUUGUUGGUGCAGGAGCUACCGGUGGAGCAAUGGAUGCGAGCAACCUCUUGAAACCAAUGCUUGGAAGAGGUGAACUGAGAUGCAUUGGUGCAACUACACUGACUGAAUACCGCAAAUACAUCGAGAAAGACCCAGCUUUGGAACGUAGGUUUCAACAAGUGUUAUGUGGCCAACCAUCUGUUGAAGACACCAUUUCGAUUCUUCGUGGGUUAAGAGAGCGUUACGAGUUACACCAUGGUGUUAAAAUAUCAGAUGGUUCCCUUGUUUCAGCAGCGGUUCUGUCAGACCGCUACAUCACUGAACGCUUCCUGCCAGACAAAGCUAUUGAUCUUGUUGACGAAGCUGCUGCAAAGCUGAAGAUGGAGAUCACUUCUAAACCAACCGAACUCGACGAAAUAGACAGAGCUGUGAUCAAACUGGAGAUGGAGAAGCUUUCUUUGAAAAACGAUACUGACAAAGCCUCAAAAGAACGCCUUCAUAAGAUUGAGAAUGAUUUGACCGCUCUCAAAGAAAAACAGAAAGAACUCAGUGACCAAUGGGAGCAAGAAAAGUCUCUCAUGACUAGAAUACGUUCUUUUAAAGAAGAGAUCGAUCGUGUGAAUCUGGAAAUUGAAUCUGCUGAACGUGAAUACGACCUACAACGUGCUGCUGAGCUUAAGUAUGGAACACUUAUGUCCCUUCAACGCCAAUUAGAAGAAGCUGAGAAAAACCUCACCAAGUUCAGAGAGUCUGGACAGUCAUUACUCCGGGAAGAGGUAACCGAUCUUGACAUAGCAGAGGUAGUAAGCAAGUGGACCGGUAUUCCACUGUCGAAUCUUCAGCAGUCAGAGAGAGAGAAGCUGGUCAUGCUGGAACAAGUGCUCCACAAGAGAGUUGUUGGUCAAGACAUGGCUGUAAAAUCAGUAUCAGAUGCUAUCCGGCGUUCAAGGGCCGGUCUCUCUGAUCCUAACCGUCCAAUAGCCAGCUUCAUGUUCAUGGGUCCCACAGGUGUUGGCAAAACCGAGCUCGCCAAAGCUCUGGCCGGAUACCUUUUUAACACUGAGAACGCAAUCGUGAGGAUCGACAUGAGCGAGUACAUGGAAAAAUUCUCAGUCUCGCGGCUCGUUGGUGCACCACCUGGCUAUGUCGGUUAUGAAGAAGGUGGACAGUUGACUGAAGCUGUUCGUAGAAGACCCUACUCAGUGGUUUUGUUCGAUGAGAUCGAGAAAGCCCAUCCUGAUGUCUUCAACAUCCUGCUGCAGCUUCUCGACGAUGGAAGGAUAACUGAUUCUCAAGGGAGGAGAGUGAGUUUCACAAACUGUGUUGUGAUUAUGACCUCUAAUAUAGGAUCCCACCACAUACUCGAGACUCUCGGAAACAGUGAAGACGGCAAAGAAGCAGUGUAUGAGUUGAUGAAGCGGCAGGUUGUGGACUUGGCAAGACAAACUUUCAGGCCAGAGUUCAUGAACAGGAUCGAUGAGUACAUAGUCUUUCAGCCGCUAGAUUCGAAGGAAAUCUCCAAAAUCGUUGAGUUGCAGCUGGAACGAGUGAAGAACAGGAUGGAACAGAAGAAAAUAAAGCUUCAGUACACAAAAGAAGCAGUGGAUCUUCUUUCUCAGCUUGGGUUUGAUCCCAACUAUGGGGCAAGGCCUGUUAAGAGAGUGAUCCAACAGAUGGUAGAGAAUGAGAUCGCCGUUGAAGUUUUGAAAGGGGAUUUUGCAGAGGAAGACACUAUCCUCCUCGAUGUUGACCAGACAAGCAACAAAUUGGUCAUCAAGAAGCUCGAGAACAAUGCUCCUAUCGAAGAAAUGGCAGCUUGAUUAUACUAUAAACAAGCGUUUUUGUAACUUUUUGUUCUAUGUUCUGUAGAUUCAGCUCUGUUUUCUGACACGUGCGGAUGGAUGAUGUUUAAAAGUUUUAUCUCCUGCCGACAGAAGCAACAGACCUACUUCUUUGUCCAUAAGCAUUUUGAAUUAACACCA
Brassica napus (rape) is the source of this 4084-nucleotide messenger RNA. Its product is annotated as chaperone protein ClpB4, mitochondrial-like. Gene Ontology annotation, molecular function: ATP binding; ATP hydrolysis activity. Gene Ontology annotation, biological process: protein refolding; cellular response to heat. Gene Ontology annotation, cellular component: cytoplasm. The record is from RefSeq and is a predicted model, not a curated record. Lineage: Eukaryota; Viridiplantae; Streptophyta; Magnoliopsida; Brassicales; Brassicaceae. The coding region runs from base 998 to 3922 and encodes 974 amino acids. The transcript is spliced from 9 exons.